This is a messenger RNA of Zootoca vivipara (common lizard), 5565 nucleotides long. RefSeq names its product pyridoxal dependent decarboxylase domain containing 1 (gene PDXDC1). NCBI's taxonomy places the organism in Eukaryota, Metazoa, Chordata, Lepidosauria, Squamata, Lacertidae. Gene Ontology annotation, molecular function: pyridoxal phosphate binding; carbon-carbon lyase activity. Gene Ontology annotation, biological process: carboxylic acid metabolic process. The record is from RefSeq and is a predicted model, not a curated record. Gene Ontology annotation, cellular component: intracellular membrane-bounded organelle.
AGUUUAAGUUGUCUCCUUUUUUAGUGGGGAGUUAGUUUCAUACUUAUUUCUCCCCUUCUUUAUUGGUUGUUGUUGUUUUUUUAAAUGUGGGUAGGUGAAGGGUUGUUGUUUUUUUUAAAAAAAUGUGGGUAGGUGAAGGGGGGAAUACUGUUUUUAACUCUGAGGCAUCCAAGUGUGUUCAUUAGUAAGAGCCAUGUAACAAAGCCAGUGUGGUGUAGUGGUUAAGAGCAGUGGACUCAUACUCUGGUGAACUGGGUUCACGUCUCCGCUCCUCCACAUGCAGCUGCUGGGUGACCUUGGGCUAGUCACACUUCUCUGAAGUCUCUCAGCCUCACUCACCUCACAGAGUGUUUGUUGUGGGAGAGGAAGGGAAAGGAGAUUGUUAGCCACUUUGAGACCCCUUUGGGUAGUGAUAAAGUGGGAUAUAAAAUCCAAAUCCAAACUCUGCAAAAUUUGAGAAAUUAAACUUCAUACGAUCUAUCCAUUGUGACCAAAGAAGUUUAUAAACUUGGGUUCAUUGUGUAAUCUACUGGUAUUUUGAGAUGCACAUUGUCACUUGCUGUUAGAGAAAUAUGUACAGUACUGCCAUUUUAGUUCAAGGCAGAGCUUACUCCCUAUGAAUCUUGGAACAUAAGGACAGAGUGAAAUUUCAAAAGGACCAGCUCUCACAAAUGCUUUCUGUCUUCAUGGGGAUGUCUUUAAAACAGGGGAGUUGAAUUUAAAACAGGGGAGGGAAAACUCUUCCAUCCCAAGGACCAUAUACCCUCAUGGGGAACGUUCCAGGACAACAUGCUGAUGGUGGGCAGGGUCAGAGAAAACUGUGGCUAGAACACUGGGUGUGUCUCCUGCUUUUGUAUGGUAGGCUACAUUCCAGCCAUUUAAAAGUCAGAGGUUUCUACACACAAGCACACAUCCUCUAACCAGGCAAGCAAGAAACACAGGCAAAACACAUUAUUGCGAGGCAAAAACAUUCAAGAAGGGCAUGGAACAGGGCCACUGCGGCCACUGGGGAGAGGGGGCAUGACCUCGAGAGGACUGGAGACUGCAAAAUCCCAAGGGCUGAAUAGAGACAAUUGGAGGGCCACAUUUGGGAACAGAUGGUUGACCCUACCUUAGCAGAAAUGGGAAAGAAUCUUAAUGAGGCGAUGAAGAUGUUGGAAGACAAUCAAAGGAAAGUGGAGGAAGAAAACGAAAAAAAGUAUACAAGGAAAGAUAUUCCUGGACCACUUCAAGGCAGUGGACAAGACAUGGUGAGCAUUCUCCAGUUAGUUCAGAACCUUAUGCAUGGAGAUGAGGAGGAGGAAUCGUUGCAGUCUUACCGGCUUCAGAACGUCGGAGAACAGGGUCACAUGGCUCUUUUAGGACACAGCCUGGCAGCUUACAUCUCUGUGUUGGACAGAGAGAGGCUCAGAAAGCUCACAUCCAGGAUCCUUUCUGACACUACGCUGUGGCUGUGCAGACUUUUCAGGUUUGAAAACGGGUCAGCGUAUUAUCAUGAAGAUGACCGUGAGGGCCUUUUAAAAGUCUGCAGACUUGUGAUUCACUCACGCUACGAAGACUAUACAACUGAAGGCUUUAACGUGCUGUAUAACAAGCAGCCUGUUAUAUACAUUAGCUCUGCAGCCAGAGCAGGCUUGGGACAAGCUCUUUGCAAUCAGCUUGGUUUGCCUCUUUCCUGCAUGUGCCGGGUGCCUUGUAACACAAUGUUUGGAUCUCAGCAUCAGAUGGAUGUUGCUUUACUGGACAAAUUGAUUAAGGAGGACAUUGACUCUGGAAAGAUACCAAUAUUAUUAGUGGCCAAUGCUGGUACACCAGGAGCAGGGCACACAGACAAACUGGGGCGACUGAAAGAACUCUGUGAGCAGCACAGCAUGUGGCUACAUGUCGAAGGGGUGAAUUUGGCUACUUUAGCUUUGGGUUAUGUCUCGUCAUCUGUACUGGCCGCAACCAAAUGUGACAGCAUGACCCUGACUCUGGGGCCCUGGCUAGGUCUCCCAGCAGUGCCUGCAGUGACUCUCUACAGACAUGAGGAUCCUUCUUUGUCCUUGGUUGCAGGCUUGACCUCUAGCCAGGCAGUUGAGAAGCUGCGUGCUCUGCCUCUGUGGCUCUCCUUGCAGUACCUUGGACACGAUGGGAUUGUGGAAAGAAUAAAACAUUCCUCUCAGUUGAGUCAACGGCUGUUGGAAAACUUGAAGAAUCAGGAUUUUAUUAAAACCUCAGUUGAAGAUGAACAUAGCUCUCCUGUGGUGGUAUUUAAGUUUUCCCCAGAACUGUCGCCUAUAGAUCAUAUGUUACAUUCUGCCCAAACACCUACAAUUACUGGCAAUGAGAGAUACAUUUGUGAUACUUUUAAUCAGUGGCUGGGAGAGCAGUUGUCUCAGUUAGUGCCUGCCAGUGGAGUUGACUUGGUAGAACUGGAGGAUGAAGGCGCUUGUGUGCGUUUUAGCCCAUUAAUGACUUCUGCAGUUUUAGGAACUGAAGUGCAAGACGUUGACCAGUUGGUGGACUGCCUUAAACUGAAGGUCCCAGUGCUGAUGUGCACACUGCAACUCAGGGAUGAGUUUGAGCAGGAAGUGAAAAGAACUGUAGGUCUCGCCUAUGUUGAAGACCUCAGCUGGCCAGGCCUUGGAGUGGUAAGGUACGAGGGGCAGAAUGAAGACAAACAGGAGAAAGAAGUGGAGAAGAUUAACAACGAACUAUUGAAAAAACUAAAUGAGCUGGAAUCAGAUCUGUUGUUUUCCUUAGGUCCAGAAUUUGGAGGGGAGAAAAACUGUAUUUAUAUUGGAAUGGUCACAGAGGACCUUGAUGUUUCUGAGCUGAUUGAAACUAUUGCGGCUACAGGCCGAGAAAUUGAAGAGAAUUCAAGGCUGCUGGAAAACAUGACUGAAGUUGUACGGAAAGGCAUACAGGAAGCGCAGGUUCAGCUGCAGAAAGCAAAUGAGGAAAGACUCCUUGAAGAGGGGCUGCUCCGACAGAUUCCUGUAGUGGGCUCUGUGCUCAACUGGUUUUCUCCAUUUCAUGCUUCACCAAAGGGAAGAACAUUUAACCUAACAGCAGGUUCUUUAGAAUCUACAGAGCCCACGUACGUCUCCAAAGUGCAGGGCACUGGGAACACCCCACCUCCCACUCCCACGUCAAGCCGUGCAAAGCAGAGGUUCCCUGGACAAAAGCUGUUUAGAAGGUCCUUGAGGAACUCGGAUGGGUUCAGUGAGACCAGCUCGGUGAGUCACAUUGAUGAUCUGGAGAGAGCAGAGCAGAGACCUGCUGCAGCUCCCCCUGCUGGGCAAGGUGAUUCAAAACAGCCAGACGAGAACAAGCUUCCAAACCCGGAAAGCGCUGAAGAUUCCCGGGGUGACAAGGCGAAGGUCCUGGCAAAUGACUGCACUACAUCCGAGGAACAAGAGAGUCUAAGAUAAAAUCUAGACGCUGUGCAUUUUAAGACUUUGUACAAAAAAAUGCACUCCCUCUCUAGCAGGGGCAGCCUAAUGAUGCAUUUAAAAUGUGAACAGUGCCACAGUUAGUACAGUAACGACUACUGUUAAACUUGUGAUCGACUGGAGAUUUUUGCACAAAGUUUAGUGGAAGAAGUCUUUUCUCCCCGCCCCACCCUCUUUCACCUUCUCUGCGGGGGACAUCACCCUGGUUUUUCCUGUACACUUUGUCAUUAUUGCUUUCGGUCCGGCUUACGUUCACAUUGCCCAGGUGGUAAACAGCAGUUUGUUCGCCACUGAAGUUUGCAAAUGCAGGAUACAGCUUGUCUCCAGCUGGCAUCUUAAAGAAUGAUUUGCUGCUGUAAUUUUCAAGAUGCUCUACCCAGACACUUCCCUUCAGGUUGGAAUGAUCAAUUGCACUUGGUGCUAUGUGUUUUUGUAAAAAAGAAAAGGUUCUAACUGUUUAAUAAAUCUACCAACUGCUCACUACCUUAUUUUCAAAUACCUAUUUUUAGAGGUAAAUCUAUAGGCACCCCUCCAUACGGUUCCCUUGGUUUUAUGAAUAGCCUUUAAAAAAAAUCUGAAAGUUUGCUUCAUGUGUACAUAUGUAAGUGAUUGAGCACCACUUUGGGCAAAAGUUUCGCAGUCCAACUGAGGCCAACAUUCCUCUUGUAGGAGUAUUCCUCACCAUGGCUGCUGGGAACAGAUAUCCCACACUUUCCUGCUUCAGGCCCAGUUAGGAGACAAACCCAAGCUUUGUUUAGAGCAACAGAAAGUCACCCCCUGAUCUCUUUGACACCUUUCAAAAGGUGUUCGUGAAACACUUUUGAGCUGACAAUGUUGCAUAUCUGUGAUGUUUCCUGUACUGCUAUCCUGGAUUGUUCUGAUUUGUAGUUUACAUUUGCUAGAUAUUGUAAAUACCCAGAGAAAUUGUUAGGUUAUUUACACUGCUGCACUAUUUAAAGAAAUGAGCUAACUUUUUUCUUUAAUCAAAGAGAAAAUACUGUAUUCAGAGGCCUGUUUCAUCCCCCUGUUAUAAUGCAUUCACUUUAGUGAUUGCUUUAAUUCUGUUCCUAUUGACCUUGCAUCUUUUCAUAGGGUAAGAAAUCCUAGGAGAGAGUUGAUGUGAUCAAUCCCCAGGCCAGUCUUUGAUCAAUUACUUCAAAAUCCAUAGUUUUUGUUUUUUAAGGGGGAUCGAUCCCCUUUUUCCUAAAGGACCUUUCCUGGAGUUAAUAGCUUCUCCUUGAAAUGACUGGUAACGAACUACCGCCUAAUUCUACGCAACCCGGCGGUGUUAAUCCUAUACUCGCACGGAUACUGAAUGGCAGUUUGCAAGGGAAUAUUACACUGAUUAUAUUUUGCCUUCCAAAAUAAAGCAGUGGCUACACCCAGGCACAGAAAAUGAACAUUCAACACAAGAGGAGUCCCACCACGUCAUAGUGGAAGAAGUUGCUUGUCUGAACCUAGAGUGGAACUGCUUUGAAACUCAAGUAACCAAACACAUAGUGAAAAUACAUAAAAGCCGAAGGUCAGACUGAAGGCAAAAUGCACCUAAUUUCCCACAAGAUAGUAACUUGUGGUCCAAGUUGCAUUAGCAGUCAGUUAUGUGUGCCAGGCGUGGAGAAGGUAGAUGGUGUGAGGGAAUCGGGAGAAGUUCAAGUGAUGGUCGUUGCAAUAUCUGGUUUGGUCCUUGGCCCAAGGAAGCAAAUUUCUUUGACAACAGGCUUGUAAUAUCCUUCAAAGUCUUUUCUUUGCUAGUGGAUUUUGAUGAGCAAAAUGCAUUGGGUAUCGCCUUGGUGUGUAAUGAGGACUACUGUUAAGUGUACUGUUGAUUCGUUCUUUAAGGAACUGGGAAUCCUUAAAAAAAGAGACAACCUUAAUAGGUUAGCUUUGUUUAAAUAAGAACUGGGGUGUUUUGUUUUGUUUUUAAAGUACAAAUUCUCGUCUUCCUUGGCAUUUUAUUUGGUAAAAUGAAUAUUAACUUGGGGUUCACUGAGGAGAAAUGGGUUGAAGUUAUAAUCGUUAAUACAAAUUUUAAUGUUUUUAUAUUGUUAAGCCAGCAGUUUUGCUGGGAUACAGACCUAAUUUAGAUACUUCCCAAAUGCUUCAAUAAAGGUUCUUCAACUUGUUAGUA